Molecule: messenger RNA, 882 nt
Organism: Ilex paraguariensis (yerba mate)
Lineage: Eukaryota; Viridiplantae; Streptophyta; Magnoliopsida; Aquifoliales; Aquifoliaceae
Source: the annotation of a GenBank genome assembly
AUGGCCACUCAAGCGUUAGGCAAGCUUGAGCCAUGGUGCAACUUGGAUGGCAAGGUUGUGAUGGUGACCGGUGCAUCGUCGGGGCUAGGCCGAGAAUUUUGCAUCGACCUAGCCAAGGGCGGUUGCAAGGUCGUGGCAGCUGCUUGUCGAAUUGACCGACUCAAGUCUCUUUGCGACCAAAUCAAUCAGUUCAACUCUCCAAGUCCCCGCCCUACAAUGGUUGAUUCAAGAGUUGGCAACAGUCCUCGAGCUGUGGCCGUUGAGCUUGAUGUGACUGCCGAUGGUAGCACCAUUGAGGCGUCCGUGCAGAAAGCUUGGGAUUCAUUUGGUCACAUUGAUGCUUUGGUAAACAAUGCUGGUGUUAGAGGUCUGAACCGAAUACAAGUACGUGGAGGUGUUGCCUAUAGUUCUUCAAAGGCAGCCAUGGACAGCAUGACAAAGACAAUGGCAUUGGAAUUGGGGCAACAUAGAAUUAGAGUGAACUCAAUAGCUUUCGGGCUUUUUCGAUCAGAGAUCACUGAGGAUCUUAUGAAAAAACAUUGGCUUAGUAAUGUGGCUUUGAGAAGUGUUCCUUUGAAAACGUUUGGCACGUCCGAUCCGGCAUUGACAUCACUCAUUCGUUACUUGAUACAUGACUCAUCUGGAUAUGUCUCAGGAAACCUUUUCAUUGUAGAUGCUGGAUACACACUUCCUGGGUUUGAAGGUGGUGGUGAUGGGCAGGUUCUAGAUCUGGAGACUACCGUUAAAGAUGGGGUUACGAGUGCUGUCGGAGGAGGCUGUUUCAGUGUUAGGGUUGGAGAGAAAUUGGAUCUGAAGAAGAUGAUUGAAGAGCUCAAUUUUCUAGAAGUUCCAUCUGUGUUUAUUUGCCCAAUUUUUCCUUGA